Molecule: messenger RNA, 1383 nt
Organism: Malassezia pachydermatis
Lineage: Eukaryota; Fungi; Basidiomycota; Malasseziomycetes; Malasseziales; Malasseziaceae
Product: fad dependent oxidoreductase
Exons: 4
Coding region: 1-1383 (460 amino acids)
Molecular function (GO): L-pipecolate oxidase activity; proline dehydrogenase activity; sarcosine oxidase activity
Source: RefSeq, a predicted model, not a curated record
AUGAGCGCAUUCAGCCACGUCUUAAUCAUUGGAGCUGGUACAUUCGGUGCGACCACAGCUUUGGAACUGGCGCGCUUGGGGCACCAGGUGACGAUUGUGGAUCGCUCGGCAGAUGGCCAUGCAUCUGGUAAUGCAGCUUCGAAUGACUUGAACAAAAUUAUUCGGUCAGACUAUGGCGACCAAUUGUACCGUGAUCUCGGCAAGAAAUGCAUAGCGCUGUGGCGCUCAGAUCCGCUGUAUGCCCCCUUUUACCAUGAGGUGGGCAUUAUUUUCCGCUCGGGCAUGCCAACAGGCCCCCACUCGGUAUGGAUCAAAGAAGGCGUGAAUUUUGCAGGUCAGCCUGUCAUGAAUGCGUACGAAGCAGCGUCCCGCGAAACGCGUCCGCUGGCCCGCACGAUUACGUCAAAUGAAGAGGCCAAGCAUGCCUUCCCAGAAUCCCUGCGCCCCCACCUGGGCGAAGCUUUCACGACCUUUGGUCCUGGUGCGCAGACAGGCUACUUCAAUCCGCAGGCCGGCUGGGCGGAAGCGGGCAACGCGACGUUUGCUGUCCUGGAUGAGGCCAAGAAGCUGGGCGUGAAAGUGGUCUCGGAUGCACUCAUUAGCAAACUUCUAUUUACCCCAGGCUCAAACAACAAGCCCCGUGUGUGCGGUGCUAUCACAAGUGAUGGUCGCGAGUUCCGUGCAGAUAGCGUGGUGAUUGCGGCGGGCAGCUGGACGCCAUCGCUCCUGGAAACAUUGCAGGUGCCGCUGAAAGAAAAAGUGUUGCGUCCUUCGGCGCACUGUGUCGUUACAUUCCAAUUAUUCCCUGAAGUGGCAGAGCUAUUCCGUGGCACGCCUGUGACAUUCAACAUGGAUUCAGGUCUGUACACGUUCGAACCGAAUGCAGAUGGCAUUUUGAAGUGUGCCAUCCACAAGGCUGGAUCGCCGACACCGGACCCGCGUGACUACAACAGCACGGAAUACCCACGUGCAGACGACCAUGAAUACGUUGAGGUAAUGACGAAGGAGCUCAUGACCAUGUACCCUAUCCUUCGCCUCGACGGCCCUAACCCCACAGCGAAGAGACUGUUUACACGCAUCUGCUGGUACUGUGACACGGCGGACGAAAACUUCUUGAUUGAUUUCCACCCCGAUGUGGAUGGUCUUCUGGUUGCUUCAGGUGAUUCAGGUCAUGGCCUGAAGUUUAUGCCGAUGAUCGGUCGCUUGAUUACAUCGCGCUUGCUGCACAUUGACAACAAUUCGAGCAUGGUACCUGAUUACGGUCUUUCAGAGUACCAACGCAAAGUCUUUUCGUACCAGCACCAUGUGCACGCCACCUUGCACGAUGCCAAGCCCAUCGACUCGAUCCGUGUGGGUGGCGAAGUAGUGAAGCCGAAACUGUAA